UUCCUCUUCUCUCCCAAAAGGAAACCGCAAAAGGAGGAAAUUUUUUGUGUCCAUCUCAUCCUGGUCCUCGGCAACUCGCCCGCGAGCAGGAGGAGACCUGCCAUGGUGUCGAUUUUGGGCGGGAAGAAGCAUCGGGAUCGCCGUCUUCUCCUCUGAUCGGCCUCACGCGUCAGUUGAGUUGAGGAGCUAAGAUUUCGAAGCCGCCAUGUUUGGGUCCAGGGUCCAGGAUGAGGUUGAGAUGCAGAGGAGGGUUACCAACAGGAUCUUUCCUGAUGAGAGACAGGACCAGUUUAAGCUACCGUUUCAAGCUACACGGGCUGACAGAUUUGGUGCAAACAGGAUAGAUGCAAAGACUACCGAGAAGAUUAAAGUGCUAAACGAAGGAAACAAACCAUGGCACCGUCGCAUUCUAGAUCCUGGAAGUAGCAUGGUGUUAAUGUGGAACAGAUUGUUCCUAGGGUCCUGUUUGUUUGCUCUUUUUAUUGAUCCUUUCUUCUACUACCUGCCUCUAGUUGAUAGACUAGAUGAUACCAAAAGUUCAUGCAUCGCCAAGGACCAGCGUUUGAGCAUAACUAUCACUAUUCUUAGGACAUUUGCUGACUUGUUUUACAUGCUGAACAUCAUGGUCAAGUUCCGUACUGCAUAUGUAGAUCCAAAGUCCAGGGUCCUUGGGAAGGGAGAGCUUGUGUUGGACUUAAAGAAAAUUCAACAAAGAUAUCUCAGGAGGGCUUUCUUUAUUGACCUACUUGCAACGAUCCCUCUUCCUCAGGUCACUGUGGGGAUUAUCAUGCCUUCAAUGAAAAACUCAGAUUACAACAUCCGGAACACCGUAUUUGCUGUGGUUAUUAUGAUUCAGUAUAUAUUGAGAAUGGUCCUCAUUGUACCAUUAAGCAAUCGAAUUAUAAAAGCAGCUGGAGUAGUUGCGAAGUCAGCCUGGUUAGGAGCAGCAUACAAUCUUCUGUACUACAUGCUUGCAAGUCAUAUUACUGGAGCAAUAUACUAUCUUCUCUCCAUUGAACGGCAAAUUACAUGUUGGAAUCAGCAAUGCCUAAAUGAGUCACCUUCUUGUAGAUUUGACUUCAUAAGCUGCGACAAUACUGACUCUAGCAGUUAUGCUGUUUGGAGAAAUAAUACGAGUAUAUUUGAAAAUUGUGAUCCCAAUCGUGAUGCAAGUGCUAACCCUCCACCAUUUAGUUAUGGAAUGUUUGGAACCGCACUGGGUAAAGGCGCUGUCUCAGCUCCAUUUCUUGAGAAGUACUUCUUUUGUCUGUGGUGGGGCUUGCUUCAGCUUAGUUCUAGUGGAAAUCCUCUUCAGACAAGUGCAUUCAUCGCAGAGAACACAUUUGCAAUAGCAAUUGGUGCUCUUAGUCUCAUACUCUUUGCUCAGCUGAUUGGCAAUAUGCAGACAUACCUGCAGUCCAUCAGUAAAAGGCUUGAAGAGUGGAGGCUGCGGCAAAGAGAUAUGGAAGAGUGGAUGAGACACCAUCAGCUCCCUGAUGAACUUCAAGAUCGUGUCCGGCGAUUUGUUCAGGUUAAAUGGCUUGCAACGCGAGGAGUCGAGGAAGAAUCCAUCUUACAGUCUUUGCCUGCUGACAUACGUCGGGAUGUACAACGUCAUCUUUGUUUGGACCUUGUUCGACGUGUCCCUUUUUUCUCGGAGAUGGAUGCCCAACUUUUAGAUGCCAUCUGCGAGCGACUGGUGUCUUUCCUGUGCCCUGAGCGUACAUACAUCUCUCGUGAGGGUGAUCCUGUGAACGAGAUGCUCUUCAUCAUACGUGGUAAACUGGAGAGCUCCACAACCAACGGAGGCCGCAGCAACUUCUUCAACUCGAUCAUCCUGCGCCCUGGCGACUUCGCUGGUGAGGAGCUGCUCACAUGGGCUUUGCUACCAAAAACCAAUGUCCAUUUCCCGCUUUCCACGAGGACGGUGCGGAGCCUCACAGAGGUGGAGGCCUUCGCCCUGAGAGCCGAGGACCUCAAGUUCGUCGCCAACCAGUUCAGGAGGCUCCACAGCAAGAAGCUCCAGCACACAUUCCGGUUCUACUCCCACCAUUGGCGGACAUGGGCUGCCUGCUUCAUCCAGGCUGCUUGGCGGCAGCACCAGAGGAGGAAGCUUGCAGAGAGCCUGAGCCGGUGGGAGUCAUCAUACUCAUGGUGGUCAGAGGAACAUCCAGCUGCUGACAAGCCUCAACAGGAGGGCCCUUCAAGCAGCAGCACGAAAACCAUUGCUGAGAGUGCCAUUGCUCAAAUGCACAAGCUUGCCUCCGCUUCCAGAAGGUUCCGCGCCGAUGACACCGCCAUUCGGAGGCUGCAGAAGCCUGAUGAGCCUGACUUCUCUGCAGAUCAUUUCGAUUGAGGGAGGUUAUCUGGUGUUUCCUGCUCUAAACAUAAUGUUGUAAAAACUACAAUAGUAUUAUUCCCUGUGCAUUGCAUUAUAUAUUGUAUCAAUAGCCAAAUACUGAUCCAUGUGUAUCUCAAAGAGGAAACAAAAUUGAUCCUUUUGUAUAACUCUAGUAUACGCAUUUUAGGAG
Molecule: messenger RNA, 2531 nt
Organism: Oryza brachyantha (malo sina)
Lineage: Eukaryota; Viridiplantae; Streptophyta; Magnoliopsida; Poales; Poaceae
Product: cyclic nucleotide-gated ion channel 17-like
Exons: 7
Coding region: 206-2356 (716 amino acids)
Biological process (GO): transmembrane transport; monoatomic ion transport
Cellular component (GO): membrane
Molecular function (GO): protein binding; monoatomic ion channel activity
Source: RefSeq, a predicted model, not a curated record